Molecule: messenger RNA, 964 nt
Organism: Limulus polyphemus (Atlantic horseshoe crab)
Lineage: Eukaryota; Metazoa; Arthropoda; Merostomata; Xiphosura; Limulidae
Product: plasma membrane calcium-transporting ATPase 1-like
Exons: 8
Biological process (GO): regulation of cytosolic calcium ion concentration
Cellular component (GO): intracellular membrane-bounded organelle; membrane
Molecular function (GO): ATP binding; P-type calcium transporter activity; ATP hydrolysis activity
Source: RefSeq, a predicted model, not a curated record
AUGGCGGUAACAUAUCUUGCUUCCAUUAGAUGUAACAAUUCUACUCAAGUUCCAGAACACGGGUAUUAUACAGUAGCCUUGAAAACAGACCCACUAAAGUUUGGAAACAAAACCCUGGAGGUUACAGAUCUUGUUCUGGAGACUGUGAACAAAUGUGGAGAAUUUACAGUUGCUCAGGAUGAAGGAGAAGGUGAAGCAGGAUGGAUAGAAGGCGCUGCUAUCUUAGUUUCUGUUGUUAUUGUUGUCCUAGUAACAGCCUUCAAUGAUUACACUAAGGAACAACAGUUUCGUAGUCUACAGAAUCGUAUUGAACACGAGCACAAAUUUGCCGUUAUUCGGGGAGGGGAAGUGCACCAAAUUCCAGUUAGUGAGAUAGUGGUUGGUGAUAUAUGCCAAGUCAAAUAUGGUGAUCUUCUACCUGCAGAUGGAAUUAUAAUUCAAAGCAAUGAUUUAAAAAUUGAUGAAAGUUCCUUGACAGGGGAGUCUGAUCAUGUAAAGAAGGGAGAAAAAUAUGAUCCUAUGUUAUAUUCAGGGACACAUGUAAUGGAAGGGAGUGGCAAAAUGGUGGUAACUGCAGUUGGUAAAAGUUCUCAGGCAGGCGUUAUCUUUACUCUUUUGGGAGCAUCUUCAUCAGAAACUGAAGAGGAAAAGAAGAAAAAGAAAAAAGAAGCAAAAAAGAUGAAAAAGCAGAAGAAAAACAGCACAGCAGCAUGCCAUAGUGAUGCUUACAAUAACCAGGAAUUGUCCCCUUUGGCUAUUCCUGUUACUUCAGCUGGUGAUGAAGAGGCAGCAGUCACUGGAAACCCAAACCUUAUGAAUGCAACCACUGCCAACAGCCACAGUUUGGAACCUAUCUCGAUGGAUGCUCCAAAGGAGUCCAAAGAUUCCGAAAACAAUCCCAGGAAAGAGAAGUCUGUACUUCAGGCUAAACUUACAAAGUUAGCUAUUCAGAUCGGAUAUGGAG